Messenger RNA from Drosophila biarmipes, 16327 nucleotides. Its product is annotated as serine/arginine repetitive matrix protein 2. Gene Ontology annotation, cellular component: microtubule organizing center; filamentous actin. Lineage: Eukaryota; Metazoa; Arthropoda; Insecta; Diptera; Drosophilidae. Gene Ontology annotation, molecular function: protein binding. Gene Ontology annotation, biological process: actin cytoskeleton organization. Bases 250 to 15690 code for a protein of 5146 amino acids. The transcript has 16 exons. The record is from RefSeq and is a predicted model, not a curated record.
UCACACCUCUGCCACCAAGUGUCUUACGUGCUCUUUCGCCGGUGCAACAACAACCAACGAACCCGAACACUCCGCCAGCACCAAGGAGCAGCGACGAGCAGAAGACCCCAGCCGAAAAAGGAGCCAAAUUCCCUGUUACCUGAGUGGCAGCAGUCCGAGGACAGCGAGCGCAAGAAGCAGAUCCGAUCGCAUCUCUACAAGCUGCGCGAGUCGCGACUUUGCAACCUCUACAGGCACGAGGCGGACCCAAUGUCGGAGCCAAACGGAAACGGACAUGGCAACGUGAACGCGCUGGCCGGGUAUGCGGGCAAGGAUCCGCUGGCCACCAGCCACGGGGACGCCCUGCUCGACCAGAACUUCCAGAGCCUCAAGUCGAAGGAGGUCCGCGACUCGACCAGUCCCACCCACGAGCUGCGCUUCCACUCGAUGACGCUCAGCCAGCCGAACACCACCGGCUGGGACGUGCAGACCUCCUCGGAGGUCAGUCCCGAUGGACGGGCCUACCGCACCGAGACUCUGGCCCAGACAGAUGGCGUGGAGAAGCUCAAUGGUGGUGGCCUGGCCGAGUUCAAGGGUCGCAACGAGCAGCGCUCGAGUGCCUCGCACCAGGGCGACGACAAGAACUUCGUGAAGCAGGCCUCGGACAGCUCGAAGACCCAGCUCCAGGAGACGGUGGUCUUCGGGGACGAGACCAGCGGUCGCACCGAGAUGAAGAUGAGCUCCACCUCCACCUCGUCCUCCUCCAAGGUGGUGUCCUCCUCGUCCACCGUGGAGUACGGCGACGAGCCGCGCUAUCUGCUGGAUAGCCAUGGCCAGGAGAAGCCGCAUCAGCAGCUGCUUCAGCGGGAGUGGGAGCAGGAUCAGAGGCGCCAAGAGCAGCGCAUUCAGGAGCAACUGCAGCGGCAGGAGCAACAGAUCCGCCAGGAGCAGCUGCAGCGCCAGGAGGAGUUCCAGCGGCAGGAGCAGAUCCAGCGGCAGGAGCAGAUCCACCGCCAGGAGCAACUGCAGCGCCAGGAGGAGCGAUUCUCGGAGAGCCGCGAGCAGAGCAACAGCACCCGGAACGUCCAGACCCAGCAGCACUACGAGGAGAACAAGCGCUACGUGGACAUGGACAAGGCCUCGCCGGAGUAUCAGCGCCAUGUCCAGCACUUGAUGGAGCAGCCCGGCGAGAUCAUCUCCAAUACGGUGGAGUAUCCCAAGCCGAAUGUCAAGAUGAUCACCACGGUUAAGCGCCUGCCGGACGGAACCAUUGUCAAGAACAAGCGCUACGAGACGGAGCAACUGACUCCCAGCCAGAGCCAGACAACCCACAAGCAGACCAGCAACCAGACCCACAAUCAGAUCCGUAACCAAACCCACAAUCAAACCCACAAUCAGCGACGGGCACAGGAUGUGCAGGAGAGUCAGGUUCGCGAUGUGGCGGACAACGUGGAGCAGAAGCACGUGACGGAGUCGCAGAGCUUCUCCUCGGUGAAGAAGUCCAGCCGACGAUUCUCCACGGAGACCACCUCGGAGACGGUGGAGGAGUACGAUGAUCGUGGCCAGCCCCUGUCCCGGGUGGUGCAGAAGGCACCCACACCCUCCCAUGCCGCCCCAUCCCACCACUCGCCCCGUCAGUCGCCGGCCAAGGACUUCAGCACCCACGGCUUCCCCUCGGUGCGUCCGAACAAGCCCACCCAGGAGUAUCCCUCCCAGAGACCCGGCCCCGCCGGCGAAGAGGUGGUGGUGGUGCGCUCGGAGAAGAGCCGCCAAGUGAAGCAGCAGACGAGCUCGCAGCGCACCACCGAAACGGAGGUGUUGGGAGAUGAUUACUCCCAGCCGCAGAGGUCCCCACAGAAGCUUAGGGAGGCACCAGCACCCAGCUGGGAGCAGCCCGCCACCAGGCGUCAGCCGGUGGAGGAGGAUUUCAGCACCCAUGGUUUCCCCUCGGUGCGCACCACAACCACGACCACCAGUCGCCCAGACCAACCCGAUGGCGAGGUGCUGCAGACUUCGAAGACAGUGAGUCGCAACCAGAGCGCCAAUCGCAAGACGAACACGGAGAGGAUCAUUGAGACGCAGGUGGAGCAUCCCCAUGCCCCCAGCCACUCCACUCCGCGAUCCGGAAGUCCUCGUCGAUCUCAGCCACGCGAGGAUUACGGCAGUGUGAGCUCGCCCCGCGGACCAGCCGGCAAGCCGAGUCAAUCGCGUCCCAGCACCACCGGAGGUAGUACCACCACCAAGACGACCACCACCUCGGAGCCACUGACGCGGCGUCAGCUGCAGAAGGAGCGCGAGGUGGACGCCGCCCAUCGGGCUUUUGCCGCCUCGCUGCGCAGCAGCUCGCCGGCGGACAGCACCACCUCGGUGGGUUCGCACCACCAGACGCCCCGAUCGAGCGUCUCCUCGAACCGCACCUUCCGUCGGGAGAUGCGCGAGGGCUCCCACGACAGCCAGGCGCCCUCGGAGUCGAGCAGGAUCAGCUCGACCACGGUGACCAGGCACACGGGUGGCACCACCACCACCAGCAGCACCACCAAGACCAAGACCACCAAGCCGCCGGUGAGGGGUCCCAGCGAGCCGAGGUCGCCCACCCCCAAGGCAGGCGGGAGUGUGAUCACCACCACGACCACCAUUAGCAGCACCACCAAGUCCAGUCCCAGUCCAGCACCAGCUUCACCCACAGCCGCCGCACCACCCACCUCAGCACCACCAGCCAGUUCCGCACCACCAGAUAACAAGCUAUCACAGUAUACGUAUACUACCACUAAGCCCGGCGAUAUAUUCUCUCUGCCACCAACUACUCCUCCUACUAUUAACAACGAACCAACACUAACCACCACCACCAAAACUACAACCACCACCACCUCCAACAACCAGAAACAACCUGCAAACAGCCAGAAACCCGCUCCUGACUCCGAUUCCCAGCCGAUCCGCAAGGUGAAGCUGAGCGCCAGUGAGGCAACCAAGGUGGUGGAAGAGGCGCCCUGUGUGCGGCGUCAGUACUACCAGCUGGGAAGCGAGGGGGAAAGCCCCGAGACGCCCGAGAGCUCAGGGACCCCUGCCAGCAAGAAGCCCCACCCAACGAGGAGGCCCCACGACGAGCCGGAGCCCCAGUUGAGGCGCAGCUCCAAGUCGCCUAGUGUGGAGCCACGUCCGGUGCAGCGGGAGACCACCUUCGAGGGUCGUCGCGUCUCUCAGCCGGAGGAUAGGGAGCUCUCGAUCGACGAGCUGAUUCUCGUCGAGGAGAUGAUCGGAGCUCCGGGCUUGCCCACGUUGUCGCCUAGGACUCAGGGUCCUAGCAAACCGUCGACCAGGGCCCAGAGUCCCGAGAAGCCACAGCCCAGGGUGACUCCCAGGCAAAGCCCCGAAAAGGAGAAGCCGGUCUUCAAGUCACCUAGCCCAUCCGAAAAGCCCUUGCCCCGUGCCCAGAGUCCCGAAAAGGCUCCUGGAUGGACUCAGCCCCAAGUCUCGCCCCGCCAGAGUUCCGAAAAGCAAGGGCCCCGAGCCCAGAGUCCCGAGAAGACUCCUGGAGUAGGUCAGCCUAGUGUUUCUUCCCGCCAAACUCCGGAGAAGCAAUUGCCCCGUGCCCAGACGCCAGAGAAGGCUCCCGGACUGCCCCGUGUGUCACCUCGGCAAAGUCCCGAGAAGCAGUUACCCGCGGAGAUUCCACAAAGAUCCCGACAAAGCCCGGAGAAGGAUUUAACCAGUCAGCAAAGACGAGAGGAGGAGAUAUUCCGCAGCACAAUUAUCACAACCCAAAAACGAACCACCAACAAUUUAAACGAAGAAUUUCUAACGAACGAACGAGAUAAUCAAAAUCAAACGAGCUACGAGAAGAAGCCCCAGGCCCCAGGAAAUAGCGAACCGAUAACAAUGCCACAGGAGACCACUGAAAGUCCAGAUGGUGGGUUUCCUUCCAAGGUCACUGAGGCUGAGACCCAGCCAGCAGAAAAGGAAUCGCCCACCUAUCGGAAGAAAGGUUUGACUCGUCGUGAGACCUUCGAGGAUCGGUGUCGCCAAAUUCUGGGUAUGGAGGAAGAUGGCGACACGCAGGGAACUUUCACCCAGCGACCGAAUGGCGAUCAGGAGGAUGACAAUGUAACCCAUACCACCGUGGAGACCAUCCAAGUAAAAAUCGAAGAUUGCCCUGAUGAUGAUGAAGAUGAUAAGCCCCGUCGGGUAACAGAGACAUAUGUGGUUCGUACGCAGCCCACGAUCAAGGUGGAAGAGGAGUUCCUUGUGGAUGUGACCGAGUCAGAGGGUGUUGAUGUUCUGUUGACUCCCUCGAAAAAGACACCACAGGGCGAGGAUGGUCCCAAACAUCCCAAGGAGCCAGAGAUUCCUGAAGCUCCUCGAAAGAAUCAAGAUACUCCGAGGACUGUAAAAAAGGAACAGAGUCCUGUUCGUCCCAAGGAGGAAGAAACCUCCAGGUAUCCCACAGGGAAAGAAAAUCGCAGAUACCCGAAGGAGCAGGACAGGCCCAGGUAUCCGACGGAGCCGGGAAAACCGGGUCAUCCUCAGGAGAGCCCAAGGAAUCCCAAAGAGGACGCCGAGACAAUUAAUCUCAAUGAAGAGACCACUAUUGUCAUUACCAAGCAGGGUUCAAAAUCUCCCACACCCACCUGGUCUCCGUCUCCCGAACGUAGAGUUCCGAUGAACUCGCGGUCUCCUUCUCCUACCGCCUCGCCUUCAGGCUCCCCUGCCUUUGGCAGAAAGAUCCCAGCCAAGCUGGAGUCGAGCUUUGUAACCGAAAAGAUCAUCGAUUGCCAGGGAAAAACCGUUGUGGAGAAAAUCAGCCAGAGGACGCGAACUCCAAGUCCCACCACGCCCAAAAAGGGCACCAAGCCAGCAGAAAAGGGGCCGGAGAGAGUACCGGAAAGUGAGUCGGAGCCGGAGAAGGACUCGGAACCGGAUACGAAGAAGAAGAACGGUGUGAGCACUACGAAAACCGAAACCGACCGUCGCAAUUCGCGCACCACCAAAGCAACGAAGCACCCAGUGGCGCCCAAGGAGCCACAGUCGAAGGUUUCAGCUGCAAAGAGUCCUCGCAAGGAUUCGCUGACGGGUCGCAAGCGGGACAGUUUGGUAGAGGAGACACGGAGCGCUACCACUACAACAACGACCACUCGCCAGGGGCGUAAGCCCAGCGAUACCAAUGGUUCGCCUUCCAUCAAGGAUCGUCUUCGCUCCUCGCCGCGCAAGCAAAAGACUCCGCAGCACACGCGGAACCCCACUCCAGCCCAAUCUCGAAACCCAGAGGAUGAUGUCGAUGGCGACUCCACCUCUCCGGAUGCCAGCCCCUCGAGGGUGAGCAACGAACGCCGUCGAUCUAGCAAUAUCUCCGUGCACACGGAGAUCAUCAUAGAUCACACGGCUCCCAAGUCCCCGAGAACGGAGAGGCGGCCCCAAAGCACCAACGCAGGCGUCCCCAGUCCGAUAAGAAAACUUCCGGUAACGGAGCGAAAGGAGUCGGCUCCUGUGCCCCGAGUAACCCGACGCGAUAAAACCGAGAAGGUCACUCGCUCCACCAGCGAGAACAUCAUUAAGGUGAGCGGCAACAAGCCUCAACCCGAGAUGAGUAGCCUGAAGCCGGGUGGAGAAAGGACUAGGCCGAGCAAAUGCUGUACCACCAAGACGAUCAAUCUGAGCGAGCAGCGAAUCAAUACGGCCACUGAUAUCGAGGGUGUGAUCAUCGACAUUCAGCAGGCGAAAAGCUCCAGGGAACCAUCUCCGGAUAGGAUUGUGCCAACUCCCGUGCCCGCUGAGAUGGAAACGGGAAAGCCGCGUUUUCCGGAUGUAGUGCAGGAGCCCGACGAUGAACCCCGUCGCAAGCCACAGGUCACAAAUAUUCCCAUUUUCGAGGAGGAGUCUCAAACAUAUGUGGGCUGUCAGAUAUCCGAGUUGCGCAGCUCAAAUGGCCUAGAGGUGGAUAUACACGACAAUCCCACUGUGGAGGCCCCGAAGAGCCUGGAUUAUCCCGUGAAUACACCCGAUACAGACGAGAGCCUGUUAAGUGUGCACGAGAAGGUCUCCCGAUUCACUCACUCGGCUGAAAAGGUGAUGGAACCGAAGGUCUCUGCGCCAUUCAGCAGGGAAUUCGAUACUCAUGCCAAGAUUCCCGAGAACGACGAGUGUCUGCUUAGCAUCAACCAGAAGGUGGACAAGUUCUUGCGCACUGCCGAGAAUGUAAUCAGGCCUCCUUCGCUCUCUCCUCGACCGGAAAUCGAGCGACCAGGGCUGGAGGAGAUCGAUGAGGAGCUUCUUCGGGACGAUUGCACCCUGAGUGUCUCUCAAAAAGUAAGCAAGUUCAUCGACACAGCUGAAAAACUGGCGCCCACCAUGCCGCAGAAGUCACCACGCUUGGUGGCCAACAUUGAGCGGCAUAUCUCCCGGCAGAGCGAGCCGGAGCGCGAGUUGGACGAGGAAUCAGAGCCCGAGCUGGAUCGGGAUACAGAUGUUGAGGAAGCGUAUCCCACCAGUCAAGUGGACGCGGAGGAGGAGAUAAGUCAUUCGGUGACCAAGAACGAAACCGUAAGGGAGUUCAAGCAAGAAACUAAGGAAACCAGGGAGACGCGAAGGGUCUCCAAGGAAGAACCAGAACGGGUGCCGAAGAAAGUACCCCAAAAAGAGCCACAAACCAAGCUCAAAGAGGAGCCAGCCAAGGUUCCAAAAUAUCAGGCAAAGCUACCACAAAAAGUGUCACAAUGGGAGCCUAAGAAGCAAGCCCAAAGGGAGCCUAGGGGGCCCCAAAAAGAUACCCCUUGGGAACCUUUAAGCAAGCUCAAGGAUGAACCUGAAAGGGUGGGCAAACGAGAACCCAAGGUGCCCCAGAAGGAAUCUCAAACAACGCUUAAAGAGGAACCAGAGAGAGUCGCCAAGAAGGCUCCCCAAAUAGAACCACGCAAGGGACCCCUUAGGCAAUCCGAGGAAGAGCCGGAUUUGUCCCCUGGAGAAGAAUUCGAUGAUGAGCCUUUGCCCAUGACCAAGACACAUACCACCGCCAUCGAACUCAAGCGCCGGAAAGAUAUCCUCAAUCGCCCCUCAGUCUUUGGACAGCGCGCACCAGAACGAAAGCCCAGUACCACGCCUUCACCAACUAAGAUGAAUGGAACUCGUGGCCGACCAAGUCUGAGCACCAGCUUGAUUGCUGAAGAGAAGAGGUCGUACAGAAGUCAGGUGACCAAUGUGACCAAGCCGGGUCCCAGAAAAACCACUCCCAUGUCCAUUACCCCAGUCCAGUCGCCGCCACCCAAGUCCACCAGCAAUUCCAAGCGAAUGGAGCAAAUCAGUCAGCAAUCAUGGGUGGUCCAGGAUGUGGACGUGGACGUAGAGGUGGUGGGACCAGCGCCACCAUCCCACAUCAGCGAGAAGCCCCAAGGAAGGAGUCCUUCCCCAACGUCAUCGCGAUCGCCAUCGCUAUCUCCCUCCCGAUCGCCCAGUAGACGCACGUCCACCAAUUUGAACACGACCUCCACAACUACAACCACCACCACCACUGAGCACCGCCACCCGAGCACCACCAAGUCAACUACCCCCAAACCGACUCCAACUAACCCAACCCCAGACGAACCCGAAAUCACACCCAUUGAAUCCCUUACAGAAAAGAGCAUCACCACCAGCUACACAACGAACACAACUGGACGCAAUGUCGCCAGUCGCAGGAACGUCUUUGAGCCGGCCCAGGACUCUCCAGUGGACUCCGAGCCCACUGGUCGUCGUCCGUCGUACAUGGACCACACGAAGAGUUCGCUGGAGCACAUUCGACGCGAUUCGCUGGAGAUCAACAAGAGCCACUACUCCAGGAAGUCCUCGGUGGAGGAUGACUCUCCUGUGGAGCCACGCAACCCCAAUGCAGCCGUGAAGUUCGAUGUGCCCAGGAAGACACCAUCGCGGGGUGGAGAAGAGCCAAGGAAAUCGUCCCUAAAGGGUAAGGAUGAGGACUCCGAUUUGGAGCUAGAAAUCGAGGAGAUCUUCGACCUGCAGCGACUGGAGAAGCUCUUGGAAACAGUGGCUAGCUAUGAAAUGCGUCGCCGCAUCCGCGCCCAGAUGCGUCUUAUACGCAAAAACAUGAUCAAUGCGGGCACGACUACCACUAUCACCACGAUUACGACGAGCACAACACCGGGUAAGAGCUCACCACUUCCCAGGAAGCGGGAUCAGAGUCCAGCGGGCACUGCUGAAACAAGGUCUAAGGAAGUUCGCAGCACCACCACGAGUCGCCGGCAGCUACAACAGCGGACGGAGCAGGUGGACAGCACCACCUCAGCCCCACCAGGAAAAACUUCACCCCAGGGAAAGCCGCCCGUUAAGCCAAGGGAAAGAAGUGCCAGUCCUGCCCAGAAGCGUCGCAUUAGUCCACCGGGAAAGCAACCGCCUGGAGAUAGGAGCAGCACCACAACCACGAGGGUCACCACUAGUAGCACCACCCGAGGAGCUCCAAGCAAACCCGCUCAAGGUCCCAUUUGGGCGGAUCGCUCCAAGGUACUAAAGGGUCAUGCGGCCGCGCCUCAGACCAACGGAAGUACUCCACGCACCACUUCUAGCAGUGGCAAGAUCACCCGCACACUGACCAGCUCCAGCACCACCACUAGUUCCAGCAGCACCACCAACACCCGGAGCAAGCAGCGUGAGGAGGACUCGAUAACCUCCAGUUAUGGUGUGGGACCCACCGACGAGAACGGACUGCCGCUCUUCGGGAUUCGGGCGCUCAAGAAGAAGUCGACGCCACCGGCAGAGGAGCCCUGUGAGACCAAGCAAGAAGUCACAGGCUAUGUGAUCGAGGAGCAGUUCUACUCGGAUAACAAGUCACCACCACGUCACGAGCGCAAGGAGCUUAUCUACUCCAGCAACGCUGACGAACUGGCGGCCAUAAAGCAACAGCUUCAGGAUGAGGACGACGGCUCGCCUCCGGAAUUGGAUGCGCGGGUGGUGCGCGAGUUCAAGAAGGUGGAGGCGCAGCAAUCGCUACCGGAGGAUGCCAGAUAUGUGCGUCGCGGAUCGGUGAAGGAGCUCAGCGAGAAGUUCAUACGCAAAGAGUCCUCCUCAUCCACCCAUUCGACCCACUCGCUGGUGAGGAACGAAGAUGAAACCGAGGAGGAUAGUGAGUCCAACGAGGUGUGCAGCGUGAUCGAGGCGCCCCAGAUGCGUCAAAAUCAGAGCCACAUCAGUAGCACCACCCGAUCCAGCAACACUCGAUCCUUCCUCAACAGCAGUGCCGAUCAGCGCCAGGUGACCAGUGUGGACGAUGUUCUCGAGCGUAUGCGAAAUGCGGAUAAUGUGGAAGAACCCGGAGAUACUAGCGAGGAUCGCGAGGCCCGUGCUCUGCUCAACAAGUUCCUGGGAGCCAGUGUCAUUAUGCAGGGCGUGGAGAGCAUGCUGCCACCCACCGCCACGGGUCAGCGUCUCAACAGUCAAGGGGUAAAGACCACGCGGAUAACCAACACCUACAGCAAAUCGGCCAGCAACAGCAACAACAAGGUCAGCAGCUCCAGCUCCUCAGCACCAGUUACACGCACAACUUGUGACGUCGAGGAGAUUUGGGACGAGCAAGUCCUCAAGCAAUUGCUGGAACAGGCCUCCACCUACGAGGAGCGUCGCAAGAUCCGUGCACGUCUACGCGAACUUAUGGCGGACCGCGAAGAGCAAAAGAGUUUGAAGCAGGAGAAGCAGAAGGAGGACAAGCAGGAGGAGGAGGAGAGCAGCGCCAGCGAGUAUGAGGAGAUCAUCGAGGAGGUGACCGACUACAGCGACGACGAGGAGGAGGAGCCGGCGAAGGCCGAGCUCAACAAGGAGGAGCCCUCCAAGGAGCUCGCCCAAAAGCAGGUGACCAAGAAGGAGGUCACCAAGCAGGCGGAGGUCACCCAACAAAAAACUGUCCAAAAGGUGGAGGAGAAGACCACCAGUCAAGUCACCGAAAGCGUUAGCAAAAAGUUGGCCAAAGUUGAGCUGGCCAGUAGCAGCAGCAGCAGCUCCUCGGCCACAGACGGUGUCCAGUCGGUUCAGGGUGAGUCCCUGCCAGCGGGAACAGCGGCCAAGAAAGCAGGAGCCGCAGGAGCAGCAGCUGCCGGAGCGGGAGCAGCAGGAACAGGAGCAGGCAGCACCAGUAGUAGCUUAGGUAGUAGGAAAACAGGUAGUCUUAGCAGUAGCCAGGUUAGCACAGUGGUUAGGGCCAGGGACAAAUCCAAGCCGGAGACCAUGCCAGCCACAGGAGCUGGAAGUGGAUCUGGGGGAUCAGUCAGCACAGCCAGUCGCUUGAGCGUGCCCUCGAAAGAGGAUUCCGGCACGGAGAGCGGCGAGGACCUGCGUUUGCUGGCCGCCGGAUUGCGGGACACCUUGCAGCAGCGCAGCGGCAGCGAUGCCAGCGAGGCGAACCGCAGCCUGGUCGAGGAGGUGACCGAUGCCCUCAGCCGCCUGGAGAGCAGCCUGAAACAGGGCAAGGAGCUGGCCGUUGACGGGGGUCAGCGGCAGGCUCUGCUCGGCCUGGUGGCCCGCCUCCAGAGUGGACUCAGUGCGCCCGAGAAGUUGGCCGACGAUCGAAAGGCCGCCGAGGAUCAGAAGGACGGCGAUGCAGGUAGUCCGGAACCGGAAACGGAUAGCCGGCAGUCUCGGUUCGCCAAGCGUCGCCAGCGAAAUAGCCGUCACACAGUUGGCGUUAGCCGGGAGGAGCUGGCGGAUGCCCGGCGCUACAUGGAGGACAUGCUGAUUCUGGAGGGCAAGGACUUUGCGCUGACCAAGGCGCCCAGCUCGAGUGCCGUGCCCGUGCAGCUCUACCGACCGAAUCAGUUUGUGGCACAACCCCCGCAGCAGCAGCAGCAGCAACAGCAGCAGUCGCAGCCUCAGUCAGUCAGUAACCCUCCAAGUGCGACAGCGUCCAGUCCCAGCCAGAAUCAAUCUCAUCUGAGACCAAAUACCACAAACAGACGUCCUCUUUCUGGGGACUAUGCCGUCAGCUUUGCCAGCUACGAGGCGAAUCAGAACUCAAGUCCGGAGGGUACUGGCAAUGGCAACUCCCCCAGCAACUCGCAAUCGAACUCGAACUCCAGCUCGAAUUCCACCCGUUUUGGCGGGGGCAAGAAGCACCUAAUGAAGCGGGCCAACACCAUCGAUAUACCCAAGGCCAAGGCCAAGUACAUGGCCGACUGUGAUUCGGACUCGGAUCUGGAGGAUGACCAUGGUCCGCACUUGGGUCUCAAGCGGGCAGUGCAGGUUAGCGUUAAGAGACGAGUUCACAAUGCAGUGCCGCCGUUCGAGCCGAAAACGGAGAACGACCACAAGUUCCUGGCCUUCAUCAACAAGCAGAGUCACCAGACUGGCUUGGGCUGGGGCGGUGCUGGUGGUAGGAGUGUCUCGAACUGGACCCACAAGUUUGGCAACAUCAAGCAUACCUUCGAGACGGGGGCGGCGGCCACGGCGACCAAAGGCAAGCCGCCGCCAGUGCCGGGUCAUGUGCCGGGAUGGGCCAAGCAGGAGCAGCUGCAUCAUCAGCAAUUGCAGCGCGAGCAGAUGCAGCGGGAGCAUAUGCAGCGAGAGCAGUAUCAGCGUGAGCAGAGGCAACGAGAGCAGAGAGAGUUGAGUCAGAGGGACCUAAAGCUUCAGCUCCAACGAGAGCAGCUCCAGCGAGAACAAUACCAGCGGGAGCAAGGCCAGCGAGAGCUCUCCAAGCGCGAGCAGUUCCAGCGAGAGCAGCUUCAGCGAGACCAACUCCAGAGAGAGCAACUCCAGCGAGAGAAGCUGCAGAGAGAACAACUGCAACGAGAGCAGCACCAGCGAGAGCAACUCCAGCGAGAGCAACUUCAGCGGGAACAGCUCCAGCGAGAGCAACUUCAGCGAGAACAGCUCCAGCGCGAUCAAUUGCAACUGCAGCAGCAACAGCAAGCCUCUGCCGCUGUGCAAAUUGAACGGCAACGUCGCCAGGAAUUGGAGAGACAGCUUCGAAUCGAACAGGAGGCGCGGUACGAGCGAGAGGAGCGCACUCGCCUGGAGCGGGAAUACUACGAGCAGCAGUUGCAGCGCCAACAGGCCGAAAGACAACAGCAGUUGGACAGGCAACGCCAGCAGCAGGAGCAACUGGAGCGACAGCGGCGCCAGGAGAUGGAACUGCGCCUCCAGCAACAGCGAGAACAGGCCGCCCAGGUCAACAACUUCAUACACGCUCCGCAGUCCGUCUUUCGACCGAUCGAAAAUGAAGCGCCACCGCAGCCGGGAAUCUACAAGCCCAUAGCUCAGAAAUCCCAGCCCAAUCCGGCCAUUUGGAAACCACCAACGCAACAGCAACAGCAGCAGCAGCUGCCACCGCAAUCGCAGCAACAUUUGCAGGCCAGAUCGGCAACUUCGUACAGCAAUACACCCUCGCCAUCGUCGACGGCCACUUCACCCAUCGGCUUGCCCUGGGUGGCGAAGCCCAAGGUGGAUAACAGCGACUUCCGACGCAAGGCGCACCACUUUGAAGAGCGAUCCCUGAGGGACAACCUGGAGCAGCAGCAGCCACUGCCAACCUAUCCCAAUGGCAACAGUGGCUAUUUGCAGCGGCACAACUCGCUGAGGUCCAAGGCGCCAGCCCUGAGUGAGUUCAAGAAGCGGCCAUCCCUGCCCAACGCCAUGGAUCCAGGAACCAGUGCACCACCGCCCAGGCAGGAGUAUCAAGCGCCACCGCCACCCACGAAUAUCUCGUUUGCCUACGCAGACUUUCCGCCAGUGAGGCGACCACAGGGUGGCAAUGCCUACAACUACCGGAGCCAACCGUGCCUCACAAGUGCCGUGGAACAGGCCGAGGCACUCACCAACCCCCUGGCAGCACCUCUGGUACUCACGAGCUCAAAUCCCACCUAUCUGCCGCCACCCGGGACCCGGAGGUUCGAUUACAUCAGCAGUCCAGUGGAUGUGGACGUGGACAGCCCCCCCAACAGUCCUACGAGCUUCAUGACCAUGCCCAAUCCCACCCUGAUGACCGACAAUACGGACGAUGAUCUCGACCUGGACUCGGAUAACAACAUGCUGGAGUACCGAGCCGAAACGAAGGUGAUGCGGAAGCCACGUAGUCAAACGGCUGUGCGGGUGGCGGAUAGAAGAAACGCUCAUAUGAGCGACGAUGAGGUUUACGGCAAGAACUCGAGGGCGGCCAAGUCGCUGCUCUACACGAUGAAGCAGCUGGGAGGUGGACCUGGUAAUCCCCCAGGGGCUAAUAGCAAUCAAAGGAGGCAUCCCCUGACGGCACCCAGUUCGCCGAAAUCGGGUUGCCUUUCGCCCGACGGUCGACAGUACCAGGCGCCGCUGGUGGAACCACUCUUCCCGCAGCUCAGCACCUUUGAGCCCAAGCGCCAGCCGCAGUUCAACAACUCGCCCAUGUCCACGCCGCCUGCGGUGAGCCUGCCCCAGGUCAACUACCAGGCGAACCCCACUUACACACCGCCCAGAGCCAGCCAGGAUGCCAGCUCUUACCUGGGUGAGACACACACCUCCUACGUGGUCACCUAUCCCGUGGACGACUCCGGCGACGAGCCGGAGCAGGAAUCGAUGGCCACGUCAGUGAGCCAGCGGCUGCGGCGCACUUCGGAGCACUCGAACGCCAGCUCCUCGCUGUCGCUGGGCAGCACCAGUUGGACGGCGAAUCCGGUGCAUAAUACUGUUCCCGCGGUGGGUUCCUUGGGGCCUCCAGUGGAUCGCAGCACCAAGCCGCAGAUUAGUCAGCCAGCAGGGCCGCAGAUGCCACAGCAGACUCAGAAGAGGUCGCAGCCUCAGCAGUUGCCCCAGCAGUUGCCCCAGCAGUUGCCUCAGCAGUUACCUCAGCAGUUGCCCCAGCAGUUGCCCCAGCAGUUGCCUCAGCAGCCACCUCAGCAGUUACCCAAGCAACUGGCCCAGCAGCAGAUCCCUCAGCAGCUACCCAAGCAACUGCCCCAGCAGAUCCCUCAGCAGUUACCUCAGCAGCCACCCAACAACACGGCCAGACAUGCGCCCCGCUUGAGUGCUCGCAGUCACACCAUCCAAGGUGACUCCGGCUACGACGGCCGACCUCUGCAGAGUCGGGUGAUGUCCCAGCAGACCCUCAACUCCAGCCUGAUCAGCAGCACCAAUAGCACCGGUCACACCACCGUCCAGAAGCAGCACAAGGAGCAGCACGUCAACGAGCUGCGGCGCAAGAGUCUGGGCAACGUCCUCGAGAGCAGUCAGAGGAGCACCUACUUCGAGCAGGAGUACAAGUCGUCGGCACCACCCGACACGCCGGACAUAGUGAAGUCCUCGCUGCCCAAGGACCAGGCCCCGCUGCUGAAGAAGUUUGGGCCACCGCAGCGCCACCACUACAUGCCCAAUUCGUACCAGAGUCCGCAGCUGAACAAGCAGGGUGGCACCACCAGCAGCACCACUGUGAGCAGCACCACAGUGGUGCAGCAGCAGCAGCAUCACCACCAGCAAAUCAAGCCGAGCAUUGUGGAAACCCCGGCGACACCGCAGCCACAGGUGCCGCCCGAGGACGAGAUACCCCACAACAUAGUGUUCAACAAUGUGAGUGCCUUCACCUCGAUGAGCAGGAGGAACCACGAGGAGGACUCCCACCAGGGAGCGCAGGCGGGAUCGCGGGUCAAUCGGCUGAGCAAGUGCGAUUCGUGGAACCAGAUCUGCCAGCUGCAGCAGGCGAGCGGUCCCAGUCCGGCGAAGUACAACCAGCCAGGAUCUCCGGGUGAGCUGCGGCGCUCCAAGUCCGGGCACUCGCUGGCCGUGCCGAAGCUUUACGAGGCGGGCAUCGACAAGGCCCAGGUCAGUGAGAAGCAGCGAACGGUGGCCGCCUACUUCUCGGGCCAAAAGUCACCCACUGGCGGCCAAGUGGAGGAGCUGCGCACCACCAUGACCAGUUCGACGUCCUCCAGCCGCAAGUCGGCCAUCAACCGCACCAAGACCAGUGAGAAGCUCUCAGCGGCAGCUCGAAAGUCCCUGAGCUCGCUGACCACAUCGAAUGGCAAUGUUUCCACCGCCGGACGCGGUGGUGCGCCCAUGGUGGGCGGGGGCCUCAGCCGCAGUGCCACCAUGCCGCACAUCGCCAAUCUCAAUCUGCUGGACGAGAGCAAUGUGGAGGAUGCCUUCGAGCAGCUAAUGAUGGCCCAGCACAAGAGCUCCUCGACCAGCGAACAGCGAACGGAAACCAAGUCCAAGGAUGGCGGUGCCACUGUGACCACAACAACAACAAAGGUUACCACACGCACCGUCAGCGGAAGUGCCGCCUCCAAAAACAUCUCGCCCUUGGCCAAGUUCAAGCAGCUGGACAAGCAAGCGGCCGCCCUGCAGGCGCAAAAAUCAUCUCCAACAACAAGCACACCCACGACCCCCGGCGGUUCGGCACAACCGUUGUUCAAAUUUACCGAUCCGGCAUUAAAUGCGCGCGCCGCCACUGUCAAGGAUCAACUUCUGCAGUGGUGUCAGCAUAAAACGCAGGAAUAUGAGAACGUCCAAAUAAGCAACUUUAGCUCGAGCUGGUCAGACGGCCUGGCCUUUUGUGCGCUGAUACACCAUUUCUUGCCAGACGCAUUUGACUACACCACACUAACCAAGCAGACGCGACGACACAACUUCGAGCUGGCCUUCAGCGUUGCUGAUGAGAAGGCUGGCAUUGCACCACUGCUGGACGUGGAGGACAUGGUGGAGAUGAGUCGCCCCGACUGGAAGUGCGUGUUCGUCUACGUGCAGAGCAUAUACCGCCGGUUCCGGAACUGUCAGUGAGUCACCGACAGCAGUGGCAGCAGCAGCAGCAGCAGAAUAGUCCAAAUCCAGCUCCGCAUCCAAGUCAACUCAACAGCAACAGCAGCAACUCAUUAAAUUUUAAGCAUACACCACACAUCCCCUUCGGCAUUUUGUGUUAAGACACGCGACCCCACAUACCCCCAUACCCACAACCUAUUAUAACCCCGAGAUCCCGUCGUCCUGCGAAUUUCUAACUGUAUGAUCGGCCUAUGUAUAUUCUUUAGCCGAAGCGCAAAUGGCUCGUCGGACGUGAGCAGCCGACUCUUUGUACGUUUUUUGUGUUUGUUUUACCCUUUUUUACUAUUAUUACGAUUACGCAUUAUUAUUUGUUAUCGAACUUGAAGCAGAAACUAUGCAAAUAAUUGUUGAUUUAUAUAUUUUUUGUCAUAAUUUUAAUUGUGGAGAGAAGAAGCAGUGCAGUUACUAACCCCUGCCGGCGGUCAUCGACCAUGGCUACAAAGUAUGUAGAGAAACGUCGCGAUGCCGUCGCUCACUUGAUGAACCACUGUAAUAAUAAACAUAUACUCUAUGUACGUACGUGUAACGAGAACGAAACAUUUACUAACCGAUGGCAUUGAAAGGCCGCAAAGAAAUCAAAAAAUCAAAUGAGACCCAA